Messenger RNA from Suillus bovinus, 549 nucleotides. RefSeq lists its product as uncharacterized. The transcript is spliced from 6 exons. The record is from RefSeq and is a predicted model, not a curated record. Lineage: Eukaryota; Fungi; Basidiomycota; Agaricomycetes; Boletales; Suillaceae. Bases 322 to 537 code for a protein of 71 amino acids.
UCUGCCAUCCAGGCGCAACCAAUGUGCCAAAUCAAUUUACAAGUUUUGCCCAUAGAAGCCCCGCCCACCUUAGAGUAGUUCAGAGCCCCUUCAACAAAGUUCGCAUCAAAUCGCAUUACCAUGCAUGCUCUCCCUAAUUCAGGACCUGCGCUAGAGACAGUGAUUGCUGCGACGAUCUUCGCUGUAAUUUACGAUCGGUGAGUACUGUAGUACUAUGAGUGGUUUGCUUUGCAUCCAGGAUUCAACCCCAUUGCUUACCCCAUGCACUUUGCAAUCUCAAUAGUCUAAAGAUUCUACAAUCACUAAGUGGACUGCUCACCGAUGGGCUGGCAGCACAUCUGGACAGCGAUGCUAUGGCUGAUGGCACAACACGUAGUUUGUCGACUGAAUAUCGAUCGAUGUGAGGAGUCCAGAUCUGUGCCGUGGCAUUCGAUAUUGCCAAAGUCUGCAACGGUUGUAAGCAGUCGAGACGGGACCAUUACUAACAGUGGGCGCGUCCAAGGCCUCGGACUCACCACGACUGACAUUAUUAUUUGACCCAGUUGAUGC